UUUUUGGUUUCCUACCAAACACUGCAACAUAUUGGUUUGACGUCCAACUCAGAAUUAAUGAGACUACCACGUAUCUGCAUAAAACUCGUGAUAUGUACAUCCACGUGUCAUCACAAUAUAUCAGAAGUUCUUAACGGCCGGCCACGUUUACAUCAGGUAGUGUUUUAAAAACAAGAGUCUUGUAUUAUAGCAGUACAAGAUUGAAGGAGAAGCAUGAGAGAAGUAGUUCUCAUUGGAUUCCUUCUCCUCGUUCUCUUUAACACAGCAGUUUUCACAGGGAACUUGUCUAAGUACAAGUAUCAUGCCCCCAAGAGCACCAUGUGGUACAACAAUGCUGUGAACCGCAAAAACUGGGCACUGCAUGGAACUGCCAACCAAUCAUCAUCACUCGACCCCGUAGACGAUCCAGAGAGGGUGGUGGAUGGCAAUAGAACUAAUACUUGGAAUAGUAGAAGUUGUUCUACAACUGAAAGUUCUAGGAACCCAUGGUGGUAUGUGAAACUUCAACAGAAAAUACGUAUUGAAGAAGUGCUCAUUGUCUCCCGUUGCUGUGUUAUAAGGAGUCGACUAGGUGACUUUUGGAUUCAUAUUUUGAAUGAGUCCCCACGUGUCUUCCGAAGAUUCAGUUAUGCUGGCUACUGCAGACACAUCAAGGGAAACAUCACAGCUGGUGUUUCACGCCUGGUACCCUGUGUACACCCAGUACUAGGACAGAUCGUUAGAAUAUCUAUGGACGGAAAUAACAGAGCGAUCGACCUAUGUGAAGUUGAAGUAUAUGGAACACCAUACGUGCCAGAGAUCAAUUACGAAAAAUAUACUACGAGUUUCUACAACUGGGCUAGAGGAAUGACUGCAACUCAGUCAUCGGAGUCCAAGAAUCAAUGGAGGAAAUCAGCUUCAAAUGCUGUAGAUGGUGACUACAAAUGCAAGGAUCGCCUUGGUUCUUUCACACACACAAACGAACAAGACUCGGAGCCAUGGUGGAUGGUGGACCUGCAACAAAUACUUGUCAUCACGCACGUUAAAGUUUACAACAGAAUGGAUUGUUGCAGAAACGAUCUUCGGCGAUUCGAGGUUAGGAUACUGUUUCAACCUGACGACCCCGAGCCAGCUAUGUGUUGGUUUCAAGAGCAAACAGUAAUGAAAGAAUCCACCAUCUUGCCCUGUAUCACUUACGUGAAAGGGCGCUAUGUCCGAAUCAAUUAUUAUGGGCCAUUGGAACUAAGACCCCUUUCGUUGUGCGAGGUAGAAGUGACAGCAUGGAAAGUAGUUACAGACCCUGAAUACCACAAGAGUCGAGACAACCUAGUUAUAAAUAAGAAAACAUAUCAGUCCACCACUGAUGGACAUCGAGAUUCAUACAAGGCUGUCGACGGCAAUCCGGUUAACAACUGGCUGAGUAACACCUGCUCCAGGACUGCUAUUGACGACAACUACCCAUGGUGGAUGGUGGAUCUUGGCGGCAAGAUGUUCGUUGAAGCUGUGCUUAUAUUCUUUCCACUUGAAAAAGUUGAGACAUUUUCGGAAAACUGGGCAAUCUAUAAGCCUGCCUUGCAGUCAUCAACAUAUUCGGGACUAGCCGAUAAGGCUGUCGAUGGCGGAUAUAUGUGUGCUAAAUAUCGGUAUACACUCUCAGUGACAGAUCCAACGGAUAAAUAUCCAUGGUGGAUGGUGGAUCUUGUGGACACCAUAAUGGUCAAAGAGGUCAAAAUUUUCAACCGCCAGGAUUGUUGCAAGGAUCGUCUAGUAUCCUUCUACAUUGAAGUUCUGCAGUCUAAAAAUGACACCGUGCCAGGAAUAUGUCAUUAUCAAAGAUAUAUUGUAGAUGUUUAUGGAGUGUUCCCGUGUAACCGGUACCUCAGAGGACGAUACGUCCGAAUCAGGAAAGAAGGUCCUGCCUCUGAGAAUCUUGGACUGUGUGAAGUUGAAGUGAAGGGCUAUAAACUAGUCGCGUCCAAGGACUGGGCCAUGGGUAUGCCUGCCUUUCAGUCAUCAACGGCUGGGAGCAUGUCAGCUAAUUUGGCUGUCAACAGGAACUACAAAUGCAGCGUUCACGGUAGUUUUGCUCAAACAUAUCAACACGACCUAAAUGCAUGGUGGAUGGUGGACUUGAAACAAACAUUAUCGGUCACCGAGGUCAUCAUUUACAACCCAGAGAGCAAGGACACAAGUAUCCAAAACUGGGCCUGGCAUAUGCCUACUGGUCAGUCAUCAACAUUCUCUCACUCUAGAUAUGCUGUUGAUGGUGUCAUGGAUAGCGUCGAUAGUCUUCGUCACUGUGCACGUACUCAGAUCGGAGAUGCCAAUCCGUGGUGGGCGGUAAACUUGCGGCAGCUUAUAGAGGUGGAAGUUGUCAUAAUUAAAACCAGGGAAGAGAUGAUUGGUGAUAGACUCCACGAUUUCUUCGUUGAAAUUCUGCAGGCCUUUCCUGGAUCUACGCCUUACGCUUUUCGUGAUUACCUGCCUUCCCUUUGUUAUCAUCAAAAAGAAGUUACGAGUGCAAAUGCCAGAUGUGUGUGCAAUCCACCAUUGAAGGGGCGAACCGUAAGAAUUAGGAAAGAAAAACCGUUUCAUCGAGGAGAUAUUCUUUCGUUAUGUCAAGUAGAAGUGCAGGGAAGGAAAAUACCCCAUGACUCUUACAACUGGGCCUGGAAAAGGCCUGCGUUUCAGUCGACAACAGACCAGCACUUUGGAGCUGAUCUGGCUGUUGAUGGAAACAAGGAUCUUUGGUUCCAUCAUGGUUCCUGCACAAGCACUGCGAUUGGAGAUUCCCAUCCAUGGUGGAUGGUAGACCUGGAAGUGGUUGUAAUGGUGGACUUGGUUGUGAUUUACAACCAGUUAGGUUCUAAUGAUUAUCGUCUCCACGACAUCUACAUUGAAAUCCUGCUAGAUCGUUAUGAAUAUAAGCCUGCCAUCUGUCAUUACCAAGAUAAAGCUAUAACAUUGUCAUUUGUAUCAUUUGUUUGUAACCCAUCUAUGAAAGGCCGAUACGUGAGAAUCAGGAAAGAGUCUGUUGAAUCUCCGGAUGAUGUCCUAAUGCUGUGUGAAAUAGACGUGAGGGGUGGAAUAAGAGUUGCCCCGGGCAUCGAAUCUGCCUUCUGGUCCAGAGGAAUGCGUGCCUUUCAAUCAUCAGAAGGAGGCAAGGCAGCGGCUCUUGCUGUCGAUGGAGAUUACAGCUGCGAUAUUAAUUACUCUUGCACACAUGAACUUGACAAAACUCCAUGGUGGAUGGUAGACAUGGGACAAAUUAUACAGGUGUUAGGAGUCAAAAUGGCCUACAACAGUUCUUGUUGCGGUGGUCAGCCUCUCAGUAACUUCUUUAUUGAGGUUACGAAGACAUAUAAAGAAGUUUCGCCUCCCAUAUGCCAUUACCAAAAUGCUUCAUUAACCAAGUCAACCACAUUCCUGUGUAACCCACAUUUGUUAGGACAGUACGUCCGAAUCAGGAAGGCACCUCUGUCCAAUUCAUCAGCUACCAAUAUUCUUGCAUUGUGUGAAGUGGACGUACAAGGGAUGACAUUAGGUCAUUAUUCUAACGAAUUCAAUGUCGAAGUCCUACAAUCUGGACAUGACAGUGCGCCACUCGUAUGUCCCCACGAAACAUUGGCAGUAGACAGAUCUGUAAUGUUCUGGUGUCACCCACCUCUGCGAGGGAGAUACGUCAAGGUCAGUAAAACGUAUGCGACGGAAGGCAACCAUGUCCUAAAGCUGUGUGAAGUGGAAGUAAAAGGAGUUCCCACAGUGCCCGUAGAUAUUACUUCGGAGAAUUGGGCUGUUGGUAAACCUGCCUCUCAGUCAUCAACACAGUGGAAUAAGCCUGCUCGAAACGCUGUUGACGGCAACUAUAAUUGCAGCUAUUAUGGCUCAAUUACACACACAGACGUAAACGACAAAUUUCCAUGGUGGAUGGUGGACUUGGAAACCUGGAUAAAUGUCACAGCUGUCAAACUUUACAACCGUGCUGAUUGUUGCCCUCAACGUCUCCACGACUUUACUGUUGAAGUCAUCGGGUGCCUAAACAUGGAACCUGGUAUAUGUCAUAAUCAAACAACAGCUGUUGAGAAAUUUCUUUCGGUUUCGUGUAACCCACCUCUAACAGGGCGGUACGUCCGAAUCAGGAAAUAUGGUCCCAUGGCAAAAGACGACGUCCUUUCUUUGUGUGAAGUAGAAGUGCUUGGGGUGAAAACAGGUGAAAGCAACAGAAUCUGUACUCACAACUGGGCCAAGGGGAAGGUUGCCUCACAGUCAACAACAUUUCAAUCGAAUUCUGCUCGUCAUGCUAUUGAUGGGAAUUUCUUUUGUGAAGCCGAUGUCCCAUUUUCAGAGACAAAUGUAAACGACCAAAACCCAUGGUGGAUGGUGGACCUAUUAAGUACAUUCUCAAUCACAGCAGUCAAACUUUACAACCGUGCAGAUUGUUGUCAAUAUCGUCUCAAGAACUUGGCUAUUGAAAUUCUAAAGCAAGCAGAUGACACUUUGCCUGUGUUAUGUUGUAACUUGACGAGGGAAUACAUAGAAACACAUAGAAAGUUCUUUUGUACACCACCUUUGGAAGGGAGAUACGUACGAAUCCGGAAAUAUGGACCUGUGCCUUUCGGCGAGACUCUUUCGUUUUGCGAAGUAAAAGUCUUUGGAUCGAAAGUUGUUCCAGGUUUUGAAUCAGAUAAUUGGGCCAGGGGUAUGCCUGCCAUUCAGUCAACAACAGACAAUGCGCUCGAGGCUCGCAUAGCCGUCGAUGGCGACUACUCCUGCUUUGUAGGGCCACCUUGGACAACGGAGACGCUUGAUUCUGAUCCUCAUCCGUGGUGGAUGGUGGAUCUGGAGAAGCUUAUUCUAGUCACAUCAGUAACAGUUUUCAGCGGAAACCACAACACUGAACUUCUCAAGGAUUUCGUCAUUGACUGUCUCAAGUCUCGAACGGACCCGUCGCCCAGUUUAUGUCACCAUCAAGUAGAGGCCGUCAAGACGAAUGAAAACCAUUUUUUGUGACAAACCUGAGGAAGGGCGGUGCGUCAGAAUCAAGAAAAACGUUCCUGUUCCAGAUGGAUAUACCCUUGCUUUGUGUGAAGUCGAAGUGAAAGGGUACAAAUUAGAUGAUUCUGAAAAUUGGGCCUUGAAAAAGCCUACAGUCCAGUCAACAACACAUGAGGGUAGAGAUCCUGCGCGUGCUGUAGAUGGCGACUACAACUGCUCAUAUUCCUACGGUUCGUUUACCCAUACAGCAUUCGGUGACAAAGAGCCCUGGUGGAUGGUGGACCUGGAGCAGACGAUACUGGUCACAGAGGUCAAACUUUUCAACCGCCAGGACUGUUGCGAAACACGUCUUCAUGACUUCUUUAUUGAAGUUCUGCAGACCCGUAAUGAUGUAAACUCGACAGUUGUAUGCCACCAUCAGGUAUUAGCCAUUGGUACCUCAGCCUCUUUUGGAUGUCCAUCAGUGCAAGGACGGCUUGUUCGGAUUCGAAAAGUAAACCCAGUGUCAGACGAUGAUGUCCUGUCGUUGUGUGAAGUGGAAGUGAAGGGAAAGGAAAUGGAUAAUGAUGUCCACAACUGGGCCUGGAAGAAGCCAGCAUUCCAGUCUGGAACCUCGGAAGGCAAUGCUGGUGCUGGUCUCGCAGUUGAUGGCGAUUACAAGUGUGAUUUUGGCACUUUCUCGAAACCGUCUAUUGAUGGUCCCCGCCUGUUUUGGAUGGUGAAUCUCGAAGCAACUGUACUGGUGACAGAGGUCACGCUGAUCAACCGUACG
Gigantopelta aegis is the source of this 5746-nucleotide messenger RNA. RefSeq lists its product as uncharacterized. The coding region runs from base 214 to 4989 and encodes 1591 amino acids. Lineage: Eukaryota; Metazoa; Mollusca; Gastropoda; Neomphalida; Peltospiridae. The transcript is spliced from 26 exons. The record is from RefSeq and is a predicted model, not a curated record.